Molecule: messenger RNA, 453 nt
Organism: Hyaloperonospora brassicae
Lineage: Eukaryota; Oomycota; Peronosporomycetes; Peronosporales; Peronosporaceae
Source: the annotation of a GenBank genome assembly
AUGGCGCUUUCCGAAGCAACCAAAGAAGCCGUAUGGCUCAAGGUGUUUUUGGGGGAACUUGGUGAGAUGACAAGCGACGAAGCGAUCAAGAUGUAUGAAGACAACCAAGGAUCAAUCGCUCUCGCUAAGAACCCGGAGUUCCACAAGAGAACAAAGCACAUUGACAUACGCUACCAUUUUGUGCGUGAGAAGGUGGAAUUGGGUGAAGUCGUUUUGGAGUAUUGCUCGACGCAAGAUAUGCUGGCGGACAUGAUGACCAAGCCGGUCGCUGCUGUACAAUUUGAAUAUCUUCGCGAUCGACUUGGGAUCCAAGGUGCCGCAGCUAACGAGGCGAGAGGGAGUGUUGGACAGACGGCGGCUGUAAAGAAGACACCUCGUAAAGCUGCGUCAAGUGUGGAAACAAGCGGAAGACCAAGCCUCGAUAUACCGGUUGGUACCGGUAUGUACCAGUAA